Molecule: messenger RNA, 432 nt
Organism: Fusarium odoratissimum NRRL 54006
Lineage: Eukaryota; Fungi; Ascomycota; Sordariomycetes; Hypocreales; Nectriaceae
Exons: 1
Coding region: 1-432 (143 amino acids)
Source: RefSeq, a predicted model, not a curated record
AUGGAAUCAAGUCGGAUCCUUCUUAACACUCUCCGCUGUACCCUCGGUCUUACUAACCUGCGAGAUGUGUCACAACUGACCCAAGUCUCCCAGAACCGGCUCGAGCAAAAGUUUGACGCUAUGUCUGAGAGGUUCUCGACUAGGAGAAUGAGCAGCAUUUACAUGAGAUGGCUCAUUCACCAAGACUUUACGGUAGGAGAGCGUCUCCAAAGCCAAGUGGUUGAGCAAUGGGUUUCGUUUGUGGACUCUUGGGGAUUGGAGGUUGAAGAGGCCAUCGCCUUAUGGGCUAAAACUAUGGACGAGGACACUGGGUCGGACGAGGAAACAAAACAGCUGAGAGUUAAGAGGAAUUCUUUACGACAUGAAAUAGAGUCUCAGUUCUUUAAACUCAAGUAUGAUGCUCAGCUCGCAUGGGUACGGAUAUCGUACUAA